Molecule: messenger RNA, 2630 nt
Organism: Phoenix dactylifera (date palm)
Lineage: Eukaryota; Viridiplantae; Streptophyta; Magnoliopsida; Arecales; Arecaceae
Product: AAA-ATPase At3g50940
Molecular function (GO): ATP binding; ATP hydrolysis activity
Source: RefSeq, a predicted model, not a curated record
CUUGCAUCUAAACAUAUCUUUCGAAUGAGAGUAGAGGAAGCAAAAACAAGAAUAUUAAUUAAAAUUGUUUAAUACUAGCAAACACCAGUUGUGACACCUGGUCCUCCUUUCAGAUGGAUAAAUUUAUUUUUAAUGGAAACUCUAGUAGCAAGUUACAAUUUUACUGGCAAAGCUUAUGCCGAGACUGAUUCAUGUUUUACAAUACAAAAGAAAAAAAAUAUGGCAGUUUCAACAAGUUGUGACUUAUUAUUGCAUGGUUUGCUGGCUCUUAUUUUACCAAAAAUAAAACUCUGGCAUGCUGCUGCAUGAUGAGACUAAUUCGCGAUUUAGGCUUGAUAAUAAGAAGGUAUAUCGAUGAGACCAUUGUCAUUCGCAUUGCCAUCAUUGUCGAACAGACCUGGAAAUUUUUAAGGAAUUGAGAUGGAAUCUAAAUUCUCUAGAUUCUAGUUCAUCUCUCUCAUGAAAAUCGCUGUACUUGGACUCCUAUUAUUUGGUACUGCUUUCUUUACUCGACCUAUUUAAUGGUUUCAUUGCAUAUGGACUCGACUUACACUAGUGACGCUAUAUCCAAAAGAGGUGCUAGCUUUCUAAGCUCCGAGAAUUUAGACUCUAUUUCAUGAACUGCACCAGCUUCUUAGUUGCAACAGGAUUUGCAGGUUCGUGCUUCUCUAAUUUCUCCUGGACAGAGAUUGAACCUACGGGAACUGAACCGCAUCCUCUGAGAUGUGCCAGCUGUUCUAAAUUCAUCAAAAUGAAGAAUCUUUAACUAAAGAUACUUGGUACAGAGAAAAGGAUUCGGUGUUCUUCUUUCCUCCGCAUCCGGCACCGCCACAUCCAAUGGCCACCACCAAAACAUUCCUCACCACCGCCGCCUCCGUCGCCGCCUCCGCCGUCCUCGUCCGCUCCAUCGCUAACGACCUCGUCCCCGAAUCCAUCCAAUACUACCUCUCCUCGACCCUGGCCUCCCUCGUCGCCCGCCUCUCCUCCCAGCUCACCGUAGUCAUCGACGAGCUCGACGGCAUCACCACCAACCAGAUGUACAAGGCCGCCGAGAUCUACCUCGGCACCAAGGUCUCCCCCUCCACCCGCCGUUUCCGCGUCACGAAGCACGACGACUCCACCGCCCUCGACGUCACCAUGGACCGCGGCGAGGACGUCGUUGAUGUCUUCCAAGGGGUGCGCUUCCGGUGGCGACUCCUAUCUCGGGAAUCCAACCGCCCGAUCUUCCACACCCACCGCCGCCGCCACUACUUCGUUGACUCCACCCUGUCGGAGCUCCGCUACUUCGAGCUAACCUUCCACAGGAAGCACAAGGACCUGGCCUUGAAGUCCUACCUGCCUCACGUCCUGGACCAAUCCAAAACAAUCAAAGAGCAGGCCAGAACGCUGAAGCUUUACACCAACGAGGACGAGAUGUGGACGCCUGUGAAUCUCCACCACCCCGCGACGUUCGAUACGCUGGCCAUGGAAGACCCGCUGAAGAACGAGGUGAUGGAGGACUUGGCCCGGUUCGUUAAGAGGAAGGAGUUCUACAGGCGAAUAGGGAAGGCCUGGAAGCGGGGAUACUUGCUGCACGGCCCGCCGGGGACCGGGAAGUCGAGCUUGAUCGCAGCGAUGGCGAACUUUCUGAGGUUCGACGUGUACGAUCUAGAGCUGACGGAGGUCCGGAGCAAUUCGAUGCUGAGAUCUCUGCUCGUCGGCACGUCCAACCGAUCCAUACUGGUUGUGGAGGACAUCGACUGCUCGCUCGAAUUGCAGAAAAGGGAUGCCGAGAAGAAGGUAGACAAGGACAAGAAGUCCUCAAACGAUGAAGACGACAAGGUGACACUUUCUGGUCUGCUCAACUUCGUCGAUGGGCUGUGGUCGAGCUGUGGGGAUGAGAGGAUCAUCGUGUUCACUACCAAUUACAAGGAUCGGCUGGAACCGGCACUGCUGCGGCCGGGCCGGAUGGAUGUACACAUCCACAUGAGCUACUGCAGUCCUGCCGGGUUCAGGGUGCUGGCUUCCAACUACCAUCGUCUCCGCGACCACCCACUCUUCGAGGAGAUCGAAGCAUCGAUCAAAGAGGUGGAGGUCACACCGGCGGAGGUUGCAGAAGAGCUGAUGAAGAGCGACGACGCUGAAGUCGCGCUCCGAGGGCUCAUCAAGCUUAUCCAAACCAAGAAGAAACAAGCCAGUGCUGCUCCAGAUCAAAAUGAGAACCAGGAGGGUGGAAGAAAGCUAAAUGAUGAAGGUCAAGCCUGAGAUUUUCCUCAUUUUUUCUUCUUUUUUUUUUUGCCGGAGAAACACGUUAAAGAAUAAAGGGAAAAGGAAGUCAAAAAAAGAUGGCUACGGGGGUAGAUGACGACCAUACAUAUAGCGAGGCACUAGAAAUUUCCUGCAGCUUGGAGUCAUUCAGUGUUCAUGGACUUAGAAAAUUCCAACCAUCAGUCAUGGCAGUGGCCGGGGUCGAUGGUCAUACGUUCGGUAGUUACAAUGGAUACUCGGGAAAGUCCAAAAAACGCGGACUUCUUCGUCUAUUAUGUAUCUUUCUUCCCUUUGAAUCACAAGAAAAAAAGAGAGAGAGGAUCCACUGGGAGAAAAAGGGCCUCCUUUUAGACUUGCAGAAGACUUCGAACAUUUUUAUUUUG